Pocillopora damicornis (cauliflower coral) is the source of this 1274-nucleotide messenger RNA. RefSeq lists its product as uncharacterized. The record is from RefSeq and is a predicted model, not a curated record. Gene Ontology annotation, cellular component: extracellular region. Lineage: Eukaryota; Metazoa; Cnidaria; Anthozoa; Scleractinia; Pocilloporidae.
CAGAUUUUGAUAUAAGCUUUGAAACAAGCAUUGGGUGAUCGUCAUUGUACAGUUUCUCGAGGAGGACUGAAGAGGAUUCAAAACAUGCCUUUCGCAAAGAUUAUGCUACUGGUUUUUCUGGGCACAUCGAAUUCCUAUGUUGCCAUAGGGCAGCCAUUAAAUGGAGGCAAAUACUCAGUAAACGGAGUGGUGGAUGUUCUACCAAAUGGUGACGUGGAACUUCGCCUGAAUGCAAGAAAAGAAAGCAGUGGACCUGGUGCCCAACCACUUAGCCCCACACCUAUGUUACCUACAAGUGGCUACACUACUGGAUCUUCCACUGGGGGAGCUCCCAAUACUGGUACAGCACCAAUCUCCGGAUCGACCUCCGGAUUCAGUACAACGCCAGGGUUCAGCACAUCGCCCAGAAUAAGGAAUGCAGGCGACAACCCAAGACAAGUUGGACUUAAUUUGCACAACGACUACCGCAGAGUACACAAUGCUCCAAUAAUGAGCCUUAAUUCCCAACUUAACGAUGACGCUCAGAGAUAUGCAGAAAAACUUGCCCGUGAGAGUGUUUUUGAACAUGACAAAAACAAUAGAAACCAAGGAGAAAACCUGGGGUUACAAUGCGCCAGUGGAAGUGAUGCAGAUCUGGUUAAGAAGGUUGUUGAUGCAUGGUAUAAAGAGGUUUGUGGUUACAAUUUCGACAAUCCUGGAGUAAGUUCUGGGGUUACUGGUCAUUUUACUCAAGUUGUGUGGAAAACAAGCACCAGACUUGGCAUUGGGUUCGCCAGGGGAAGUUACACAUUUGGCUCACAAAGAUUUGACAACUGCCUGUUUGUGGUCGGCCGAUAUCUAGAACCAGGAAACUUAGUUGGUGCCUAUUCACAGAAUGUGUCGAAGGGAAGCUUUAACGUGCAGAUUUGUCGUUCUUCAAAUAAUUACGGGAAGAGAAGUAAGCCUUUUCGAAAACCAAAUUCGGGAAAAAGUAAAAGAAAGAGCACCUUAGAGUUGGUCCUUUAAUCCUUUAACUCCCAAGAUUUGAUUGUUAAUUCUCCCCUCUUGCUGCUACACAAUUCCUUGUAAAUUAGUUGCGAGAAUGUGGUGAAAGAUCAAGAUUACAACUUCUACCUGAUAAGUUUGAGUAUUCUCAUUAACUGUUUGCUAAAAUAGUGUGGAAAUUAUUUAGAGAAGUUACAUGUUAGUCACGUUAAAGGGUUAACUAAGGGCAAGCCAUAUUGUGUGAUGCAUUUCUGGAAAGGUGAAAUAAAGUUGUAUUUGGCGAAAGAUAA